Phlebotomus argentipes is the source of this 5752-nucleotide messenger RNA. RefSeq names its product eukaryotic translation initiation factor 4 gamma 3 (gene eIF4G1). Gene Ontology annotation, molecular function: protein binding; translation initiation factor activity; mRNA binding. The record is from RefSeq and is a predicted model, not a curated record. The transcript is spliced from 14 exons. Gene Ontology annotation, cellular component: eukaryotic translation initiation factor 4F complex. Bases 321 to 4757 code for a protein of 1478 amino acids. NCBI's taxonomy places the organism in Eukaryota, Metazoa, Arthropoda, Insecta, Diptera, Psychodidae.
UUGUCGUUCUUCAUCGCCAUUAGUUCCAUGAACACGCGCGUGGUCUAUGCGUUUUGGCACGUGAAGUUAAAUUGGAGGUGUGAAUAUAUAUUAAACCUUUUACAGGAUUCAUUUAUUUUUAUACAAUUGAGGUUGUGUGACCCCAAAUGUGUCCGGACUUUAGGGCGUUGAGAAAUUAGCAUCGUGUCGGAAGAGUGAACACGUCGCCGUCUUGGCGUUUUCAGUUAGCUGUUAUUUCUCGUUCUAAUCACUCGGGGUGAAAGUGGUUGAAGUGACGUGGAUCAGGCGCCUGGUGUGGGCAAUUGCUGCCGUGCUGCGUGAUGAUGAGCACCAAUUCAUCCGGCGGCGGUGGAACUGGCAAUAGCGCUAACAGUAAGCCGAGAAUACCACAGCAGUAUUCGAUGGUGGCGCAGCCGACAAACCACCAACCCAAGACUACGCCUGCCUCUACCUACGGUAUCAUUGCUGGAACUGAUGGAUUUCAUGUUCCACACACAUCGGCAACGUUCAAUGUGCCGCCGGGCCAACAGUCGAACGCACAGCAGUCGCAGGCAGGUCUCCGGAACAUGAGUCAAGUUGCUGCCCCACAAACAUCGCAGCCGUCUGAUUUGGCGAAAAUGUCGCAACAGGGAAUUCAAACGCUCUCGUAUGGACAACAGUCUCGCCAGCAACCUGCCGCCAUCUAUACGCGCAACAAUGGCAGCCAACCCAGUCAGCGUUCACGUGCCCCAAUCAUUUCGUCGCCCAUGUUCGCGGGCCCACAUAUUCCUCAGCACGUUAUGAUGGCACAAUAUCCAGCUCUUGGACCCACCUUUAAUUCGCAGCCUCGUCAAACACAAAAUCAAAUGUACCAGCAGCACAAUCAAGUGCAGUUCAAUCAAACAGCUCAUAUACAGCCGCCUGGAUUUACGUAUCCGUUCAUGUUCUCGAAUGCAGCUUACCUGCAACAGCGACCGAGCGGAGCUGCUCCUCAGGUUCCUACCCUGGCGCCCUCUUCCUCACAGCCGGGCAUGACGAUACCAUCAGUGAUGCCUGCUGUCGCAAUACCAUCCACCGUGCCGCCCACCACGCAAACAGCUAACAAUCGGCGCACGCACAUGCUGAAAAUAAUUGAUCCUGACACCGGCAUGGAUAUCAUGGAUGAAUUCCUGAAGGGUACCUCAUCGCGUACACAGAGUCCUGCCACAACUGCACCCCCAGCGGUCGAGGUAGCUACAGCGAUGGACGAGUCAAUAGUUGAGAUGCCUGCCGCCAUGACCCCCGUGGUCAGUGCUAUCUCCGAUGGACCAGCCGUAGACAUUACGCUUAAGCAACCGCAAAACAAGAAGAAGACAAAAUCCAGUGAUGCCGGGGAAAAAGUGAAACCAGAAGGAGGGGCUACCACUGAAGCAGGAGUCGAGAGAACAAGUGAGGCUUACGUUUGUCCUGCUGAAAUACAGCUAACUGAUUCAACAACACACAUUGAGUGCAGUCCAGACAGUUCAACAGAAACAGUCACAAGCGUACCGACUGUUCUGAGUAAUGACGUGGAAAAUGCUGAUGCUAACAUUAAUAAUAACAACGUGAGUGCGGGAUUGAUCAUGUCGGACGUAGUGAAUUCAACUUGUGCAGUCGCAGAUGCAGAUUCGAGUAACAACAAUGAAGAAAAAAAUACAGUGGAUUCGAAUGAGAAUAGCGUGCCUGUAAAAUCUACUGAUGAGACUGAUGAGGCAAAACCACCAGAGACGGCCAUUGUGGAGGCUGUAAAGGUGAAGUUGGAAUCAACGGGGGAUAAAGCUGUCGUGACGCCGCUUAUACAGUAUGAUGAAGGACAGUGGAGCCCAAGCAAUCCGGAGGGGCGAAAGUACUAUACUCCUGAGCAGCUGCGCAAAUUAAGUGAGGAUCCUCGCAGCAAAGAGAAGCCAGAUGUUAAGUUUGAGCACAUCCUCAAGAAGCCACGAGGUGAGGCGACACCAUACGGCUGCAAUGUGCUGAAUGAGCGCAAAUUGACUGGACGUGGCAGUGAGAGCACACUGUUGCCUCACUUCGCUCUCAAUCAGUCAAUACAACGCAGCACCGGCGGUAAUCAAUCAUUGAGCACGUACAAGCGCGUGAGUCAACAAGGCAGCAAAGUAAGCCCGGCAGCGCAGCAAAAACCGGCGAAAAGUGGCAUGAUCCACGUAACACUGUCACUACGCGAAGAUGUUAAACUGAACGAGACAGAAAAUGCGUGGCGUCCGAGCCAUCUGAAAGUGCCCGAGAAUGUCACAGAGGAAGAACGAGUAACUGAAGAGUUAUACAAAAGAUUUCGCUGCGUUCUUAAUAAAUUGACACCAGAAAAGUUUAACGUAUUGGUUGGACAAGUAAAAGUACUCAAGAUUGAUACAGAGGAGAGACUUAAUGGGUGCAUUGAGUUGGUGUUCGAAAAGGCUGUGAGUGAGCCCAACUUCUCAGUUGCUUAUGCUCAGUUGUGCAAGCAAAUUGGUACAAUAAGCGUAACGGCGCCGCAACAAGGAACUGAAAAUACGGACGAGGGUCAAAAGACAACACAUGAGCAUUAUAUGUUUCGCAAGAUGCUCCUAAAUAGAUGUCAAGCUGAAUUCCACACCAUCAAUUCGCAGACUGAUGCUCAGGAGAAGCGAGUAAAACGACUGGAUGAGUUCAAGAAUGAUGCAGAGAAGCAUGAAGAGUAUAAGUUGUUACUAGAAGAGGAGGAACGUAAGAUCAGAUGGCGUGCUCUUGGCACGGUUCGUUUUAUUGGCGAACUUUUCAAGAGUGAAAUGCUUACAUCAAGCAUCAUGAGCAACUGCAUCUCUAUUCUUAUGAAUAAUCGGCAUGAGGACAGUCUUGAGUGUCUGUGCAAACUUCUGACAACCAUUGGACAGCGACUGGAGCAGAAUAUUCUUGUGGAUUACUUCGUUAAGUUGCAGGAAAUUGUGGAUAACAAGAAACAGCACAAGAUCAGCAGUCGCGUGCGGUUUAUGAUACAGGACUUAAUUGAUCUGAAGAAGAACAAGUGGGUGCCAAGAAGGCCAGAUCUCAAACCGAAGACGAUUGUGCAAAUACAAAAGGAGGCAGAGGCGGAAUACAACAAUCAAGCAGCAGCAGGCUAUCAGCUGAAUCAGCGGGAUCGCCAUCGUGGAGGUUACAGUAAGUCUAGCAGUUCCGGAAACUCAGGUGGAGGUGGUAAAAUGAACGAGGAUGGCUGGACACUGCAAAAUGCUAAAAGUGGACGUAGUACGGCUGUUGACACGAAAAAACUCAAUGUUAAGGCCACAAACAUUGAUCAACACACGCCACUUGGCACUGCCCAAAUGUAUAAAUGGCAACCACAGUCAUCAAACAUGUAUCAGGCUCUCAGUGAUAUUGAUACACCACGAUCAGAUGUUGGCAGUGGCGGAAGCAAGAAAGGCGGAGGAAGUGGCUUUGGAGCCUUUGGAAAGGGUUCCACAGAGCGUGCUAGAUAUGAAGGUCGCGGAUCACAUAAGUCAUCGCGUGAAAACUCGACCACUCGAGGAGCUUCGCGUAGCUUGCAAGCUCCUGUUCGUUCUCAACCAACCGUCGCACGAUUGCCUUAUGCGAGCAUGGCAAGUACAUCUCAGGGUGGAGCUGCCAAAGUAGCUGUAGCGCCACCCACUAAGGAAGUGCCCGAAAAACCGAGUAAAGCAGAAGCACUCACGGAGGACGAGUUGAAUGAGAUUGCGCAGAAAAUAAGGCGCCGUUGGACUGAAAUGGUAAUGGAAGUAGUGGAAGGCUACACUACAGUAGAGCAGUGCACCGAUGAUAUUAUGAAGAUAUCUGAGGAUCAUCGCUACCUCGGUAUUCGUGAGCUUUAUGACUUUGUGCUGGAACACAAGAAGCAACAUCGCACUGCUACAGCAGAUAUUCUGGUGCACGCUGUACGAGUGUCUCAAGUGAUCUCGCUUGACACAUAUAUGCAGGGACUGCGAUUGCACAUGGAUGGCAUUGAGGAGAUCGCCAUCGACGUGCCAAUGAUCUGGGAAUUUAUUCCCGAGUAUUUGGGUCCAAUGAUCCUUGCCAAAGUAAUUACACUUAAAAGCUUGGCAACUUUAUCUGAGAACUUGAUCAACGCUAAUUUGGGUGGUCAACUGCUGCUGCAUCUUCUUCGCUACUUCAUUAGCAAGCGUGGAGCUGCCUACGUACUGGAUAUCUGGGAAAAGAGUCAAGUGAAAUGGACUGAUUUUAUGCCACCUUCCAAAGUAGAUGAAUUUAUAGCCAUAAACAACUUCAAUUUCUUGAUCAACAAGGACUACACCACUUAUCAAUCCACGAGCUCUACUUGCGUUCCAACUGAUCGGGUUUACGAGCGUCUCAAGGAAUUGAUCGUGUCAAAUGCGUCAUAUGACAGCAUUGAGGAAUGGAUAACAGCUAAUGUUGGAGCAAUUGACAAGAAUUUCAUCAGGAUUCUGACAACAGUGGUGAUUGAAUCCUGCUUAUAUCCUAAUUACAAAGUUAACGGGCCCUUGCUUGAGACGCAGUGUCGUCUUCUCACCCGAUACAUUGAAAAUAAGGAAGAGUUCGAGAUGCAAUGUCUUUUCGCUAUUCAGAAGCUCAUCUUCAAGCUUGAACAUCCCUAUGGUCUCAUGAAUCAUAUUUUUGUUACAUUAUAUGAAAUGGAGGUUUUGUCAUCGGAUUCAUUUAAGAACUGGCUGAGCUCUAACGAGGAACAAGAAGGAAAGGGAGUUGCAGUAAAGUCUCUCAACUCUUUUUUCACUCAUAUCUUUGCACAAUACGACUAUUCCGAUGACAAUGAUUGAAGAUAAUGCGAACUAGCUUUCCGUUAAGUUUCUAAAUUUACUUCAUUAGAGCUUAAGUAACAGAUAUGAAAUCAUAUUUUCUGCUAAAAAGUGCAUGACUUAUGUCAAGGAGCGAGAUAGGAUCAUGCCAUUAUAUACACACAUCUAAAUAUACUAGUUUAUCCAUACCCAACAUUAUGUACAUAUUUUACCUUGAGUGAAAUUGUAACAUUUUUCAUUCAAAAUAUUGAAUUAAGAUACUUAUGUAGAUAUAAUAGUGGGUGAUGAAGAAAUGAUAUGCUGUAUGAUAGGAGGGGCCUGAAUACAUUCUUGCGACGCUCAGCCUACGCAGAUCGAUCUGUCUUAUUCUUACUCUAACAGUUGAAUUUAAAAAAAAAAACGAAAAUGAAAUAAAAUUGUAAAAUGAAAUAAAAUUGUAAAGUGAAAUAGAAUUGAAAAUGAAAUAAAAUUGUAAAAUGAAAUAAAAUUGUAAAGUGAAAUAAAAUUGUAAAUUGAAAUAGAAAAGGGAAAAUUAAGUUCAAAAGUGAACAGUAAUCGAAAACUGACAUAAUCUCUUUCCUUAAAUUUAAAAAUGACAUGCGCUGGAAGAAUAUAAAAAACAACUGAUAGCACUCUGUAUUCUGAUGCUCAAAAAUUAGAGCUGUUCUAAAUAGAGCCCUGCGCGAAUCAGCGUCACCACAUUUCGCGGCGCCAUUUCCACACUUCCUGUAUAUUUUUUCCCGUAAAUCUUAAACGGAGCGGGAGGCCGCAGGCCGAGCCGCCCUGUGAAACCAUUUCAAGUAUCCUUGUUUGCUUAAAUCUUAAACGGGGCGCGAGGAGGAACACUGAGAAAAAUUUGGAUUAGCAUUAUUAAUAAAUUGAAUUGGCGUACGGCUGAAUACUGGAAAUAGUCAAGGUUCAAAGAUAAAACAUAUUAAUAUGCUAAGGUAAAGCUGAGCUUAGAAUAUUAGAAGAUAAAUAAUGAAGUAAAUGGAUAAAACUGUUCAGCAUCAAAA